Messenger RNA from Mycena indigotica, 654 nucleotides. RefSeq lists its product as uncharacterized. The record is from RefSeq and is a predicted model, not a curated record. NCBI's taxonomy places the organism in Eukaryota, Fungi, Basidiomycota, Agaricomycetes, Agaricales, Mycenaceae. Gene Ontology annotation, molecular function: GTPase activity; GTP binding. Gene Ontology annotation, biological process: small GTPase-mediated signal transduction. The transcript has 4 exons.
CUGACCUCGCGUUUAGCUCAAUUUCAUCAUUGGGCCUGUAGUAUGGCCGAUACGUCAUUUGGCAAAGGUCGACCAGACCUAAAGAAAAAGCUUGUGGUGGUUGGCGAUGGUGGGUGUGGCAAGACAUGCCUUCUCAUUGUUUACGCAGAGAACCGAUUCCCAGAGGCAUAUAUUCCAACAGUCUUCGAAAACUAUGUCACUCAAGUGCACUUUGACGGCAAGGAAAUUGAGUUGGCACUGUGGGAUACAGCAGGGCAAGAGGAAUACGAUAGGCUCCGGCCAUUGAGUUAUCCAGAGAGUAAUGUCAUCCUCAUCGUCUUCUCGGUCGACUAUCCUACUAGUCUCGCCAAUGUGCAAGACAAGUGGUACCCGGAAGUUGCUCAUUUCUGCGAGGGCACGCCAUUGAUUUUAGUAGCGACCAAGACGGAUCUACGACGUGAUGAGCAAACAAGACGAAUGCUCAGUGCUCAAGGCAUGACGCCUGUCUCCACAGAGCAAGGAACUGCAGUGGCCAAAGAAAUCGGGGCGCGAUACGUCGAAUGUUCUGCCAAAACUGGUGCAAACGUUCACGAAGUGUUCAACCUUGCUUUGAAGGAGAGUAUGCGAAGACAGUGGAAAAAGAUGGGUGGAUCUAGACGAUGUGUGGUCAUUUGA